AUGGAUGAAAAUUGUAAUACAAAUGAGAUAAACAAUGAAUUGGAAAAUCGUUAUAUGCAAAGAUCGUUUGACCAUGAUACAUUACGAUUAAUUGGUACGGGUCAAUUUUCACAAAUUUACCUGGUUAAACAUAGAAACAAUGAUAAACAAUAUGCUAUUAAAAAGAUAGAAAUUUCUGAUAUAACUGGUUUCGACUCAACUAAUAUCAAACUGAUAUACAAUAGUAUUAAACGCGGUAUGAAAUUGUGGUCACAGAUGGACUCCGAGUGUUUCGUACGAUACAACUACUCGUGGCUAUCAUUAGAUGAUAAUAAAUACUAUAUGAAUAUACAAAUGGAUUUGUGUUGGUAUUCAUUGGAUGAGUCUAUCAAACAAAUGCACAGUUAUUUCAGGGAUACUAAACCGAAAACUGGUUGGCCAUCGGUUGGCUACUAUAUGGCUGGCGAACUGUUUAAAGAGAUAUUAGAGGCAAUCAAUUAUUUACAUAAACAUGAUAUUAUUCACCGGAGUAUUAAACCGACAAAUAUAUUGAUUAUUAAUCACAAUAAUCAUAAGUUUAUCAAAUUGGCUGACUUUGGUUACGCCACUGAACACGAAACCAGUUCACAGUCGCAUACAAUGCUUAAGAUUGACGAUAAAUAUAUGGCACCGGAAGUCAAACGUAGCAAAAAAUACGGCUUAAAAUCCGAUAUGUAUAGCAUCGGUGGUAUUGCACAGGACUUGUUUAAUAUAGAUAUCAAUAGCAAAUUCAAAAAUAACCUUGAUAAUGAUAGCAAACAAAUGUUGGACAUAUGUUUUGUACUAUUAAGUGGAUCAAGCAAUGAGAGACAUACAUGUGAUUAUCUGAUUGAAAAUAAUAAAUGGAUUAAAAAUUAUGAAUCAGUUAGCGAUACUGAUGAAAGCUAUGGACAAUUAUCACAACAAUUAGUUUAUAAGCCAGGUUAUUACCUGGAUUCAUUUACUCAAAUUGAUCAAAUUGGUAUUGGUGCUUUUGGUUAUGUUUAUAAAGUUUCGGAUAAAAUUCAAAAUAAAUUCUAUGCCAUCAAAAUCAUUAAACUAUCAGGUGCAGCUGAUAAAGCAAUUAGUUAUUUUAGUAAAGAAAUCAAACAUUUGAAACAAGUAUCGAAUUCAAUAUAUGCUGUCAAUUGUAUUGAUUCGUGGCUGGAAAAUAAUUUAUUAUAUAUCCAAAUGGAUCUAUGUGAUUUCAAUUUACGUACCCUGAUCGAUUUUAAACAACAAUUAUUACAAAUGGCCGAUGAUCAAUUAUAUGAAUUCAACGAAAUUGAUGAUGUUAAUUAUGAAAUAUCGUAUACAAUAUUCUAUGAACUGAUUGAAUGUGUAAACUAUUUGCAUCAACAAAAACCGCCUAUUAUACAUCGAGAUCUAAAACCGGCAAACAUAUUGAUAACCAUUGAGCCCCGUUCCGGUAGAUUUGUACGACUGGCCGAUUUUGGUUUGUCUAUAAAAUACGAAUCAAGUGACAUAAGCCAUACACAAAAUGUAGGAACAGCCAGAUAUAUGGCACCCGAAAUAAUGUUAAGCAGCCGCUAUAAUACUAGUGUAGAUAUCUAUUCGCUUGGUGAAUCACGUGAUGGUAUAUUUGUUAAACUGUGCGAUUUUGGACUAUCCACUUAUCUUGAUGAUUUUACAUCCAACCAAGUUGGAACACUAGUAUAUAUUUCACCUGAAAUACUAAGUAACAAUCAAUACGAUUGUUUGUCGGAUAUCUACAGUAUGGGUAUGACAAUGAGUAGACUAUUCGAUGAUAGUGAGUCUAAGUAA
Oppia nitens is the source of this 1782-nucleotide messenger RNA. Its product is annotated as calcium-dependent protein kinase 5-like. Gene Ontology annotation, biological process: protein phosphorylation. NCBI's taxonomy places the organism in Eukaryota, Metazoa, Arthropoda, Arachnida, Sarcoptiformes, Oppiidae. The transcript has 6 exons. Gene Ontology annotation, cellular component: cytosol. Gene Ontology annotation, molecular function: ATP binding; eukaryotic translation initiation factor 2alpha kinase activity. The record is from RefSeq and is a predicted model, not a curated record. The coding region runs from base 1 to 1782 and encodes 593 amino acids.